Messenger RNA from Ruditapes philippinarum (Manila clam), 1690 nucleotides. RefSeq lists its product as uncharacterized. The record is from RefSeq and is a predicted model, not a curated record. NCBI's taxonomy places the organism in Eukaryota, Metazoa, Mollusca, Bivalvia, Venerida, Veneridae. Gene Ontology annotation, biological process: cell adhesion. The coding region runs from base 392 to 1669 and encodes 425 amino acids. The transcript has 3 exons. Gene Ontology annotation, molecular function: carbohydrate binding.
UUAUUAAUAAAUUUUGACAAAAAUUCAUGUAAAAAAAACAAACCGAAAAACUCAUAAAAUAUUUCUUUCAAAAUAAUGUCUUACAACUGUACUUUUUAACAAGUAUCAUGUUGAUACCAUAGUUCUUCAGUUAAAAGCAAAGUCAAGAUGUUGGAAGGGGUAAGAACGGUGUGAAAAUUUCAUAAUUCUUGAUUUUAUAAGAAAAUAUAUAAACUCUAGCUUUACUACUAAUAUCCGUCAAACAUGCUUUAAUUGACAAGAUCUUCUGUUUUUAUGAGCAUACAAGUACUUACAAUUCUAUAAAAAGAAAUUAAAUGAGUGUUAACACUAGUUUAAGAUACUUCUCCAGUUUGUUUGAGGAUUUAUAAAAAAGAAAAUCUAAAAAAAUAAAAUGUGCAUUCACAAGUUUUUGCUACAAACAAUAUUUGUUUGCUACAUUUUGAUGUACACAGAAGCUAAUCUGAGUGCUGAUGCGGUGUAUUCCAUGCUAGCUGCUAAAAUAGAUACAAUUAACAGUGAAAUGUCCUUGUUACGUCGUGUUCUAAUGUCAACCAAAUCAGAACUGGCAUUUACUCAGACAAAACUAAAAUCAACUGAGACAGAAGUAAACAUAAUAAAAAGACAAUGUGGACUUAUUUCAGGAAUCACAACAAAUACAAGGUCUCCAAUCACUCCAACUGAAAACUCUACAAGUACCUCAUUUGAAGAUGAAACAUGUUGCCAAGUUGUUGAAAAGGCAAUUAUAAGAAUGAAAGCAGAACAGAAACAGACAAAACAAGAUAUAGAAAAUGUGAUAGAGAAGAAAAUGGCUGAAGUGAAUGAAGAUAUUGCAAGAAAUAGUGAGGGGCUGGUAUCCAUGGAGACUAACAUAGACAAACUGGCUGUAGACCUUGUUAGCUUCAGGAACAACAGUGACAAAAAGUUGGUAAAGAUUGGACAAGAGGUAAAAGUGUUGACCGGAGAGAUGGCAAGUUACAACUUGGAAAUGGUGAAAAAGGAGACAAAAAUAAUAAAAACUAAUAAUGACUUAAAUGCCAUGUCUAAAAAUUUUGACAACCUAACACAACAAAUGAGAAAUGAAAUGAAAGAUAUCAAAAAAGAAAUAUCAAAUAACACUCAUGAUCUAAUAAAUUUGGAAAGAAAUGUGGCUAAGGAAUCUGAAAAUCUCAUGGCACUAUCGAACAACCAUGAAAAACUUUCCACAAAGGUUGAACAACAACAAAAUAACUUUAAUGAAGAGAUACAAAAUACAAAAAUGUAUCACCUUAAAACCAAAUCAGAGUUAGAAAAACUUUCAACCAACCUCAGUGACUUCUCAAACAAUCAUGCUAGACUUGCUGAGACAGUUCAAGACCAGAAAUCAGAAAUCACAGAGGUUGUAAAAUCUGAAAUGGAGAAGACUGAGCAUUGUCAAUCCGGUCGUGUCCAUCAUUGGAAUAGCAGCAGUCCAUUUCCCAUCACAUUUACAAUAACUUUCAAGAAGCCUUUUACAAACACACCUGUAUUUACCAUGGGUGCUUCACUGCUUGACUUCUAUAAAGACAAAAAUUUGAGACUAUCAUUGACUGUGAAAGAAUUAUCGAAGGAACAAGCAAAAGUACAUGCUUCAAUAUGGGCUGAUACAAGAAUCUGUGCUGCUGGUUUUCAUUGGAUGGCUUGCCCGACAUAAAAAUUUGCAUAACUGUUAUAA